Molecule: messenger RNA, 1875 nt
Organism: Cinclus cinclus
Lineage: Eukaryota; Metazoa; Chordata; Aves; Passeriformes; Cinclidae
Product: solute carrier family 23 member 1-like
Exons: 12
Coding region: 1-1875 (624 amino acids)
Biological process (GO): transmembrane transport
Cellular component (GO): membrane
Molecular function (GO): transmembrane transporter activity
Source: RefSeq, a predicted model, not a curated record
AUGACCCCCUCUUCAGACAAAGAUCUCAACGGGCUGGAUAACCCCAGCUUUGUGGGUGAACAUGGGAGCCACUGUCAUUCCUCACCAGCUCAUGCUGCCUGGGGCUCAGAGGAAGGUGGGGGCACUGGCCACAGUGGGACCAAGCUUGGCUACAUUGUCACAGAUGUGCCUCCCUGGUACCUGUGCAUCCUGCUGGGCGUUCAGCACUUCUUGACAGCCAUAGGAGGUCUUGUAGCCAUCCCGCUGAUCCUCUCCGAAGUGCUUUGCCUCCAGCAUGACCUACUGACCCAGAGCCACCUGAUCAGCACCAUCUUCUUUGUCUCAGGAAUUUGUACCCUGCUGCAAGUCCUCUUUGGAGUCAGGCUGCCUAUUAUUCAAGGAGGGACUUUUGCAUUCCUGACCCCCACCUUGGCAAUGCUGUCUCUCCCCAGCUGGAAGUGCCCUUCCUGGACACAGAACGCCACCCUGGUGAAUGCCUCUUCACCAGAAUUCAUCCAAGUCUGGCAGACACGGAUGCGAGAGGUGCAAGGAACUAUCAUUGUAGCUUCUUGCUUUCAAAUCUUCGUUGGAUUUUCGGGCCUGAUUGGAUUUCUGAUGAGGUUCAUCGGCCCCCUGACAAUUGCCCCCACCAUCACCUUGGUUGCACUACCUCUGUUUGAGCCGGCUGGGAAUAUGGCUGGGCAGCACUGGGGCAUAGCAUUCAUGACUGUUUUUUUCAUAGUUCUGUUCUCUCAGUACUUGAAAGAUGUUGCUGUGCCGCUGCCAUGUUACCAGAGAGACAAGAAGUUCCACUUCUCUGCAGUCUACCUCUUCCAGUUCUUCCCGGUGCUGCUGGGGCUGUCCCUGAGCUGGCUGCUCUGCUACGUGCUGACCGUGGCCGGCAUCCUGCCCUCGGCCCCCGCUGCCUACGGACACCUGGCCCGGACAGACACCCGUGGCGACGUUCUGUCACAGGCUCCCUGGUUUCGGCUGCCUUACCCAGGCCAGUGGGGAACGCCGACGGUGAGCCUGGCCGGGAUCUUUGGCAUGCUGGCCGGGGUGGUCUCCUCCAUGCUGGAGUCCGUGGGCGAUUACUACGCCUGUGCCCGGCUGUGCGGGGCCCCGCCGCCGCCGCAGCACGCCAUCAGCCGCGGCGUCGGCGUGGAGGGCAUCGGCUGCCUCCUGGCUGGAGCCUGGGGCACGGGCAACGGCACCACAUCCUACAGCGAGAACGUGGGGGCCCUGGGCAUCACCAAGGUAGGGAGUCGGAUUGUGAUCAUUGCUGGUGCCUGUGCCAUGCUCCUGAGCGGCAUCUUUGGGAAAGUUGGGGCAAUGUUUGCCAGCAUUCCCAUCCCUGUGAUUGGAGGCAUGUUCCUUGUGAUGUUCGGAGUUAUUGUGGCAGUGGGGAUCUCCAAUUUACAGUACACAGAUAUGAACUCCUCAAGAAACAUCUUUAUCUUUGGAUUUUCUCUAUUUGCUGGCCUCACAGUUCCCAACUGGGCAAGCAAAAAUAGAACACUGCUGGAAACAGGAAUCAUCCAGCUUGACCAAGUGAUCCUGGUGCUUCUCACCACUGGCAUGUUUGUGGGUGGACUUCUAGGCUUUUUCCUAGAUAACACCAUUCCAGGAACACAGGAGGAGCGGGGGCUCCUGGCAUGGAAGCAAAGCCAUGAGGGAGGGAUGGAGACCUCUCAGCUCGUUUCCAAGGUCUAUGAUCUUCCAUUUGGCAUAGGCACCAAAUAUUGCAAUGUCUCUUGGUUUCACUAUCUCCCUGCUUGGCCUAAAAGACUGUCUUGUGACAAGAGAAUGGAUGAACCGAAGGCUGCUGGGCAGAAAAACAGUGUUAAAGCAAGCUUAGAAGGAAACUCUGAGAUUGGUGCUGAUACAAGGAUAUAA